Purpureocillium takamizusanense is the source of this 732-nucleotide messenger RNA. RefSeq names its product 15-hydroxyprostaglandin dehydrogenase (NAD(+)). Gene Ontology annotation, cellular component: cytoplasm. NCBI's taxonomy places the organism in Eukaryota, Fungi, Ascomycota, Sordariomycetes, Hypocreales, Ophiocordycipitaceae. The coding region runs from base 1 to 732 and encodes 243 amino acids. The record is from RefSeq and is a predicted model, not a curated record. Gene Ontology annotation, molecular function: oxidoreductase activity, acting on the CH-OH group of donors, NAD or NADP as acceptor. The transcript is spliced from 2 exons.
AUGGCGGAUAUCCAAGAGAAUGAAGCGGUCACAGAACUGGGACCAGAUAAUGUCCUGUUUGUCAAGACGGACGUGGCAUCGUGGGAGCAGCAACGCGCUCUCUUCACACGGGCAGAUGAAUGGGCAGGCAGCCAGGGGCUGGCGUUUCUAGCUGCCAACGCAGGCCUUUCGGAUCCGCCCGGGUCUUUGGACGGUCUCGUUGGAAAGGCAAAAGCAGACGAGGUUGUUACACCGCCAACGGUUGAUCCCAUCCAAGUCAAUCUUCUCGGUGCGAUCUACUCGCUGCAGCUUUUCGCGCAUUUUGUGCGUAAACGCGGCCGUGCAGGCAAGGCGGUGUUGACCUCGUCGGGCGCUGGCAUCUACCCCAUGCCGAGCCAUCCUGCAUACGCAGCUUCAAAACACGCAAUCGUUGGCUACACCAGAAGCAUUGCGCCCAGCUUGAAGCCUGACUCCAUAGCCGUCAAUGCCAUCCUGCCCGGAUUUACACCGAGCAAUAUGACGGCUCCGCUCCUGGGUGUCAUCCCAGACCAAUACGUCACGUCUUUGGACACCAUGGUAGCCGCCUACGACGUAUUUCUCGACGACGAUUCGCAAAUGACGGGCCAGGUUCUGGAAGUGUCGGCCAGCAAGAAGUGGCAUUUCCGGGACCAUCCGACGUACCCGGACGAGGAAAUUAGGUGGCUCAACGAGGAAAGUGCAGGGUUCUUUGCCAAAGUCUUUGGCCUUGCGUAA